Microthlaspi erraticum is the source of this 309-nucleotide messenger RNA. The record is from the annotation of a GenBank genome assembly. NCBI's taxonomy places the organism in Eukaryota, Viridiplantae, Streptophyta, Magnoliopsida, Brassicales, Brassicaceae.
AUGGCCGAAGCUUUGUCGAUCCGAUCGGCGCUUAAUUAUGCACUGGAAAAGGGAUUUUCAAAGAUCCAACUCAAAUCUGACGCUCAAUACUUCAUCAGAGCCAUGUCAAAGCAAGAGCAAGUCAAAGAGAUCUACGGAAUUCUCUUUGACAUUCACACUCUCGCAUCUAUGUUGGAAACAGUCACCUUCGUUUCCAUCCCUCAAUCUGAAAAUUUUGUGGCUGAUACGAUCGCCAAGAUUGCAAAAAAUGUCUUUGUCUCUUUAAUUUCUCACUGGGACCCACCUGCUAUAAUCAUUGGCCACGUUUAA